Molecule: messenger RNA, 453 nt
Organism: Gopherus evgoodei (Goodes thornscrub tortoise)
Lineage: Eukaryota; Metazoa; Chordata; Testudines; Testudinidae
Product: tetratricopeptide repeat protein 28-like
Exons: 3
Coding region: 115-357 (80 amino acids)
Molecular function (GO): Hsp90 protein binding
Source: RefSeq, a predicted model, not a curated record
GCAACUGGGGGCUGGGCUCGCAAGCGGCGGCAGCAGCAGCGGCGGGACCUGGAGCCUCCCCAAAUUCCUUUUUUUGGAUCAAAAUCUUUUGGAGGAAGAAGCCCUGACGGCCUCAUGUUGAGCAAGGCUGAGUUUGUUGAGAAAGUUCGUCAGAGUAACCAGGCCUGUCAUGAUGGUGAUUUUCAUACAGCUAUUAUGCUGUACAAUGAAGCCCUGGGAGUCGAUCCUCAGAAUUGCAUCCUGUACAGUAACCGAUCUGCAGCAUACAUGAAAAUCCAGCAGUACGACAAGGCACUGGAUGAUGCAAUCAAAGCACGACUCCUAAAUCCUAAAUGGCCAAAGGCCCAGGGAUCUUGAAGUUGGGUUACCAGUCUCCAGGGAGAUGGGGACAGACGCUGACUUGGCUGAGUGCUAAACUGCACUGGGUGACCAGUUCUGCCUUCACAGCUGCAC